AAUUGAAGGGAACAGAAACAGAGAAAAGAGAAGGGGAAGGGAAGGGGAGAAUAUACUGAAACACAGAGAGAGAGAGAGGCAAAUCACGUGGGAUUGAGAGCAGCCGAAGAGGAGACAACUCCACCGUUACGCACCUCCUCCUCCUCCUCCUCCUCCUCCUCCUUUCCCCACUUCUCCAUCUGAAGCAAACCUUUCUCUCUCUCCUCUCAUCGAUCCCCCUCCGCCUUCUCUGUGUGUAUCUCUCUGGGUGUUGUUUGUUUGAUCGAUUCGGUUCGGUUCGAAUUUUGGGGGAGAAAGGAAAAAUGGAGGAGAGCUUGCUGUGCCAGUGGAGCGUGUUCAGAUCUCUCCUCGCCAUCGUCCAGUGGUGGGCUUUCAACGUCACCGUGAUCAUCAUGAACAAAUGGAUCUUUCAGAAAUUGGAUUUCAAGUUUCCUUUGACUGUAUCCUGUGUUCACUUCAUAUGCUCGGCUGUUGGAGCUUCCCUGGUUAUCAAGGUGUUGAAGCUCAAACCUUUGAUAAUGGUUGACCCUGAAGAUCGCUGGAGAAGGAUCUUCCCAAUGUCUUUUGUCUUUUGCAUAAACAUAGUUUUGGGGAACGUGAGCUUGCGAUAUAUCCCAGUCUCUUUCAUGCAGACCAUAAAGUCAUUUACUCCUGCAACCACAGUUGUUCUUCAGUGGCUUGUGUGGAGCAAGUACUUUGAUUGGCGUAUAUGGACUUCUUUAAUACCCAUUGUCGGAGGAAUUCUUCUUACAUCCAUUACAGAACUCAGUUUUAACAUGUUUGGAUUUUGUGCUGCCUUGUUUGGCUGCCUAGCUACUUCAACAAAGACCAUUCUUGCUGAGUCUCUAUUGCAUGGGUACAAGUUUGACAGCAUAAACACUGUGUACUACAUGGCACCAUUCGCGACCAUGAUCUUGGCUGUCCCAGCAAUGCUUCUGGAAGGUUCUGGGGUCAUCCUGUGGUUUCAAACUCAUGACUCGAUUGUCUCCUCUCUUAUCAUCAUAUUCAGCUCGGGGGUUUUGGCCUUUUGCCUAAAUUUCUCUAUUUUUUACGUCAUUCAUUCAACCACUGCUGUGACUUUCAAUGUCGCUGGAAACCUCAAGGUGGCUGUUGCUGUCUUGGUAUCUUGGUUGAUUUUCCGGAAUCCAAUCUCGGGCCUGAAUGCCGUGGGAUGUGCUAUCACACUGAUGGGGUGCACAUUCUAUGGGUAUGUGAGGCACAAGCUAUCCCAGUCCCACCACCCGCCACCGAGCACUCCCAGGACCCCGCGGACACCACGGAGCCGUGUCGAGUUGCUCCCUCUUGUAAAUAAUGACAAGCUAGACGACAAAGUGUAAUUUCUCUAGGCGAGCUGCGGGGAAGGGAGAAAGGAAGUAGUUACUACUAGAGAAGAGACGAGGGGAGGAGAUACAGAUUUUUAACCUUUUCUUAUAUUAGAUUUACAUGAGAACAUUAUUUAGGGUAUGCUUUCUUGGUUCUUUUUUUUUCUCUGUGGGUAAAUGAUAGGAGAACCUUGAGUUACAUUGUUCUUUUACCUUAAUUAUAUAGGAUGCAUUUGAUAUUAACCAAUAUUUAUAUCAUUGCGUCUUCUGUUUCGAGCU
Molecule: messenger RNA, 1601 nt
Organism: Punica granatum (pomegranate)
Lineage: Eukaryota; Viridiplantae; Streptophyta; Magnoliopsida; Myrtales; Lythraceae
Source: RefSeq, a predicted model, not a curated record